This is a messenger RNA of Oncorhynchus mykiss (rainbow trout), 4556 nucleotides long. Lineage: Eukaryota; Metazoa; Chordata; Actinopteri; Salmoniformes; Salmonidae. The record is from RefSeq and is a predicted model, not a curated record.
UUGCUUCACAUAGGUCCCUUCGCCCCUAUGUACAUUUUAUACGGACUUUGUUGCGCCAUUGAAAUGAUUCGUGUUAGUCACAGUGUGCCGUGCAUUUGAAGUUUACACAAUUGUACCGAACUUAUGUCUCUAUAUAACGUUGUUAGUUUGUGUUUUAGAAUAGCUCGCUUCACAUACUGCAGUGUCACCUGGAGCGCGCCUCAAGGACGUCGUCUACAAAGUUUCUCUGCGUUGGAAGUUGAGUGGCUAUAGCUAGUUAGGACUCUGUUUUCGUACUUAUUGGCUAGCAAUGUGUUGUCAUUCGUAAGUAACAUCAGAUAUGUUUUAACUCAAUCAUGAGUUAUAAUAACUAGUCCUUAUUGACAAACGUUAACAAAGUCCACGCUUUGAAAGGUAGUAGCUAGCUACCUAACGUCGCUACCAUUGGUUAUAGCUAGCGAAAUUAGCUAACGUUGCAUGUACGAGUUUGGCGUAACUUGAUAAAGAGAGGCAAUGUUACCAGUAAUCGAAUACACUUAAAGUGUUUUUCUAUUUGCAAGUUAGCUUGUUUACUGGAUACGUUAUUUCUACAUUGGCUUGAGAGGCUGUUAGAUGCUGAUUAUGAUACAUUCUAAUCAAUUCCAUACAACUGUGUUUCAGGGCGAAAUAUUCUAAUCAUUCAAUUAACAGAUAAUUCUCAAAUAAGAGGCCAGCAGCCGUGUUUUUGACAGCUUUUGAGUAUAACGGUAGUCCUGUCUGUCUUUAGAGGGGCGUUUACCGCGAAGUGUCGAACUAGCCGCCCUCAGUUUGCUAAUGUGCAGCACCAGCUAACGUUUUAAUCUGUAACUACUGUAACGUUAACUGUAACUCGCCAGCUAGCUUGGAUAUUAUGUAAUGUCAAUGAGUUUUCUACUGAACCAGCAUUCUAUGAUGCAGUAAUGUCAAUUCUGCUGUCCAUUUAGAAUUUAUAGCUAACGAAUUCAUGUUAGUUUUUGCUUACUGUCUGAGUUAAGUAGAUUGCUAGCAAAAAUAGCUAACUUGACUGCAUCCUGUUGGCUUCUUUUAACAUUUGACAGCACCAUACAUAAACUGUAGCUAGCUACGUCACGUGAGCAAGGGAAUAACAGCGCACGAGCUAGCAAGCUACAUCAAUACUUUUCCAACGGGGAAUGCAGCAAAUCAUUCAGCGCUACACGAGGAAUAUUUCCUGUGAAGACGGAUUAGAAGCCAUAGAGCUCAGAAAUUCAGCGUUGCACGAGGAAUAUUUCCUGUGAAGACGGAUUAGAAGCCAUAGAGCUCAGAAUUCCAGCCAAGUCGAACUGAAUGGAUAUGAUCUAGUUUGGAAAACUCCCAUGUCUGAUUAAGCAGGAUCAAGAAAUGGAUAACCAGGACAAGAGCUUAGAGAGAGGUGAAGAGGGAAGCUUCUCGGUUAACGCAGGCAGUUCCAAGUCCACCACAUUAACUUCCGUGAUGCAUUUGCCUGGCUCCACACCCCAGCCUCCAGCCAGAGACUCCUCUAACGGACUGAAUGUCACUAAGAUUCAGGGUGAGCUCUCCACAGCAGGGACAACCUCCAUUGGACUCCCUAUAGAGGAGGCUGAAGUGAAGUUAAUGGGCAAGGCCCUGAGAAUGCAGAAUGCACAGAAACAGCAGCAGAAUCAUCAUCAACAGCAGCAGCUGUUUGAGAACUUUGCUCUGUUGGAGGAGAGCAUUUCAGAUUUGAAUCGAUCCAACACCCCAGGGAGCUCCGUACUUGGAUGUUCUAAUUACCUUCUCCCUUUGAAAACUGAGGACUUUUCACCAAUGGAUAAGGACAGGCUUGACAUGGAGACGGUCAGCUUUGGACAGUCACUGAAGGACUUGGAUGUCAACGAGAGGCUCCUUGGUGACAAUACGCUGGACAUUCUGCGGGAUUUGGACUUGCCUGGCUCUCUGUCUGACCUGAAUGAGUUUUACCUGGCUGACGAGGCCGCUUUCCUUUCCUCCCUGUCAGUGGAUGAUGCCCUGCUCGUUGACGGCCACAUGGAAACCAAGCCCAUAGUCAGUAGCAGUGGGGGAAACUGUAAAAAUAUGAAUGGUGUGGGGCAGCAACUGGGCCCAGGGAUCUCCAUGUCUGUCAUCAAGACAGAGAAGGACUCUGACAUCUCCUUCAUCCAGCUUUACACCCCAGGGGUAAUCAAGCAGGAGAACGAGCGCCAGAGCUACUGUCAGAUAUCCAGCCUGGACAUACCUGGUACCCACAGCUCGGUGGGCUCCAUGAGUGGGCCGAGUUACCACUACAGCGCAAACACAUCGACGGCAGUGUGCGUACAACAGGAUCUGAAGCCUGUCUUUGGCCUGUAUCCGCCACUGCCCUCUGUCAGUGAUGGCUGGAACAGAGGCCAGGAAUUUGGGGAUGGAUCAGGGAUGUCAACUCCAUCUUUUCCUGUCAGCUUCAGCAGUCCAACGGCCAGACCCGAGGCCAGCAGCUCCACAUCUUCAGCCCCUGCCAAGCACAGCGGUCCAACCCAUAAGAUCUGCCUGGUGUGUUCUGACGAGGCUUCUGGCUGCCACUAUGGAGUCCUCACCUGCGGAAGCUGCAAGGUCUUCUUCAAGAGGGCCGUUGAAGGAUGGAGAGCACGACAAAACACAGAUGGACAACACAACUAUCUGUGUGCCGGGAGGAAUGACUGCAUCAUAGACAGGAUCCGCAGGAAGAACUGUCCGGCGUGCCGCUUCCGCAAGUGUCUCCAAGCAGGGAUGAACCUGGAAGCAAGGAAAAACAAGAAGCUGAUCCGAUUUAAAGGUCAGCAGGCCACAACAGAGACAAACGCUCCCGCACCUGAUGAAAGGGCCUGCACCCUGAUCCCAAAGUCCAUGCCCCAGCUGGUGCCCACCAUGCUGUCCCUGCUUAAAGCCAUUGAACCAGAGGCCAUUUACUCUGGCUACGACAGCACCAUCCCCGACACCUCCACCCGCCUUAUGACCACCCUCAACAGGUUGGGCGGACAGCAGGUCGUUUCAGCUGUCAAGUGGGCCAAGUCCCUACCAGGGUUCCGGAACCUUCACCUGGAUGAUCAGAUGACUCUGCUGCAGUGCUCCUGGCUGUUCCUCAUGUCAUUCGGCCUGGGCUGGCGCUCCUACCAGCAGUGUAACGGGGGUAUGCUGUGCUUCGCCCCUGACCUGGUUAUUAAUGAUGAGAGGAUGAAGCUGCCCUAUAUGACCGACCAGUGUGAGCAGAUGCUGAAGAUCUCCACUGAGUUUGUGAGGUUGCAGGUGUCCUACGACGAGUACCUGUGUAUGAAAGUCCUGCUGCUGCUCAGCACAGUACCAAAGGAUGGAUUGAAGAGCCAGGCUGUGUUUGAUGAGAUCCGCAUGACCUACAUCAAGGAGCUGGGGAAGGCCAUCGUCAAGCGGGAAGAGAACUCCAGCCAGAACUGGCAGAGGUUCUACCAACUCACUAAGUUACUGGACUCCAUGCAGGAGAUGGUGGGGGGCCUCCUGCAGAUCUGCUUCUACACUUUUGUGAAUAAAUCCCUUAGUGUGGAGUUCCCUGAGAUGCUGGCCGAGAUCAUCAGCAACCAGAUACCAAAAUUCAAAGAUGGGAGUGUCAAGCCGCUUCUGUUUCAUCAUGCCUUAAACCAUGACACAAUGCCUUAAAACCCCAGCCUCCCCUCUCGCCAGCCAGACCCACCUGUUUUCCCUGCAGACGUCCCACCAGGUCCCCUACCAGUACGGAUUAAUGUAGUGAGAGUGUGCCCUCAAAUCGGUUCCCAGAGGACUUGGGUGGAUAGAGAAUGUGAAAAAGAGAGAGAACAGGAGUGCAAGAUUGACACUGACCAUGAGUGACAUGGCAACAAACUAACUGACCCUUCUGGAUGAAACAAGGAUUCAACUCUUCUGGAAUCGCAUUUAGACCGUGAAUCCCUUCAAAAGACUUGAUCAUUGUGAGAUUGGAGGAAUCAAAUUUUAACAACAAAAAGAGAAAGGAAUAUUUUCUAUUGAUUUAAUGCAUGCACAGACCGCUGAAACGUUUACGCAAGAAUAUCAGAAAAGGGAAAACGUGCCUUUUUUUUUUUAGCUUUACAAGCUUUCCAUAGCCAUUUUUCUCAAACUGUCAAAUGCAAGUAUUUUGCAUAGGAAUUUAAUAUAAACACCUUUGUAUGUAUUUGUGUCUGUUCUCUUUCUAAGCAACCAUGUUUAUUUUCUAAAAUGUGUAGUUAAAUGAUCCCUGCAGUUAAAUGAUCCCCAGAAGUGAAGUGUACAGUAAAUAAUAAAACCAACAAUAUGUUCAAUUCCAUUCUCUGCAACCUCACAGCAGUUGUUAUGCUCAAACAUUAGGUUGAAUAGAAGGUUCCUGCCCAUGUCUGAGCGUAUGUCACAGACAAUAUAUCAGGGUUCCCCAAAGUCAGUAAUGGGCCCCCCUGGGUCCAAGUUUAGUUUUUUGCCCCAGGAAUACACAGCUGGUUCAAAUAACCAACUCAUCAUGAAGCUUUGACUAUUCCAAUCAGCGGUGUAGUGCAAGAGCAAAAAAACUAAAUGUGCACCCAGAGAGGACCCCAGGACCGAGUUUGGGAAACCCAGUAGUAUAUCAUAAU